AUGAAAAUCAUCGUACUGAUUUUACUUGCGGCUUUAUGCACCCUAACAACAGCGCAAAAUUUGAAAGUUGAUCCAUCCGCCUCUGGAAAUACAGAACACCGCCGAUACCGUCGACAAUGGGGAUGGGGUAUGCCAAUGUACAGACCUUGGGGAUGGGGUGGUAUGUACAGACCUUGGGGCUGGGGUGGUAUGCACAGACCUUGGGGCUGGGGUGGCAUGUACAGACCGAUGUGGGGCGGCGGAAUGUAUAGGCCGAUGUGGGGUGGCUAUGGAUUUCGACCAUUCUUUCGACCAUAUGGAGGAUGGGGUAUGUCCCAAAAUUAGAU
Strongylus vulgaris is the source of this 326-nucleotide messenger RNA. The record is from the annotation of a GenBank genome assembly. NCBI's taxonomy places the organism in Eukaryota, Metazoa, Nematoda, Chromadorea, Rhabditida, Strongylidae.